This is a messenger RNA of Ylistrum balloti, 540 nucleotides long. RefSeq lists its product as uncharacterized. Lineage: Eukaryota; Metazoa; Mollusca; Bivalvia; Pectinida; Pectinidae. The record is from RefSeq and is a predicted model, not a curated record. The transcript has 3 exons. The coding region runs from base 1 to 540 and encodes 179 amino acids.
AUGGAAGAGCAGGAAAAAUGGUGCGAUGAAAGGAAGGCUACAGUCGCUAUUUAUAUCACUCAAGACGGAAGUCUGAACGUGCAGGGUUAUGUAAAGGUCAAGAUCCUCAAGAUGAACACUUACAUCUGUCUCGCUGCUUGUCUUGUUGCUGCCGUCAGUGCUGCAGGAUAUGGAGGUGGUGCCGGAAGUAUGGGCGGCACUGGAAUGGGAGGCGGCAUGAACGGAUUUGGUGGUAUGGGCGGAAGUAAAGGUGGAUUCGGAGGUAUGGGUGGUUCAAGUGGAUUCGGCGGUCAAGGUGGAUUCGGAGGAAUGGGCAGCGGAAAGGGUGGCUUCGGAGGCAUGGGCGGAGGAAAUGGUGGCUUCGGAGGCAUGGGCGGAGGAAAUGGCGGCUUCGGAGGCAUGGGCGGCGGAAAGGGUGGCUUCGGAGGCAUGGGAGGCGGAAAUGGUGGCUUCGGAGGCAUGGGAGGCGGAAAUGGUGGCUUCGGAGGAAUGGGCGGCGGAAUGGGAGGACAAGGCGGAUUCGGAGGAAAAGGUAGAUAA